This is a messenger RNA of Solanum tuberosum (potato), 602 nucleotides long. Its product is annotated as F-box protein SNE-like. Gene Ontology annotation, biological process: regulation of gibberellic acid mediated signaling pathway; gibberellic acid mediated signaling pathway. Lineage: Eukaryota; Viridiplantae; Streptophyta; Magnoliopsida; Solanales; Solanaceae. The record is from RefSeq and is a predicted model, not a curated record. Gene Ontology annotation, molecular function: protein binding. The transcript has a single exon. Gene Ontology annotation, cellular component: SCF ubiquitin ligase complex. Bases 16 to 474 code for a protein of 152 amino acids.
AAGAGAAAAAAAAAUAUGGUGCAACUUGAAAAUGGUACAAAUUUUUUCAUCAAUGACAAUGUUGAUGUGCUGAUAGUGAUAUUGCAAAGGCUAGAUGGUGGUUCCUUAGGUGUAGCUGCAUGUGUUUGUAAGUUAUGGUGUUCCAUCACUAGAAAUGAUUCUCUUUGGGAGCACCUUUGCUUUCGCCACGUGUCUCCUCCCCCGGAGGGUGUGAGGACGGUGGUUUUGGCUCUCGGAGGGUACCGGAGACUUUAUAUGGUGUGUAUUAAGCCGGUCUUGGACCGGCUUAGGAAGUGGAAGAAAGGAACGGGUUUUGAUGAGUCGGAGGUAAUGAAAAGAGUUUGGAUGCAGCAUGAAGUGGAACUUUCGUUAUCGUUGUUUUGUGUGGAUUAUUAUGAAAGAGUGUUUUUGAGUGGUGGUGGUGGUGCGGCAGCAUCGUCGCUUAUGUUUCUAUGCAACGCCGUAAAUGUUUAGGAAUUAAAGUUGCGAAAAGAAGGAUGUUGAGUACUGGGAGGGUUAAUUCUUUUUUUAUCUUUGCUCUUAUUUUUUAUUUUUGGUAAUUCCAGAUUUCUACUAUUUGUUGUUAAUGAAGUACUACUUAU